AGUGCAUUUUUUUCUCCUCUCAACCUUUUUUUCUCAGCCGCUUGUGUUAGGGAUUCAGGGUGAUAUUUAUGAGACAGGCAGAUUAUUCCCGUCCAUCUGACCAGAGAAACACGCAUGAAGAGCUCAUGGCAACAUUUAACUGCAGCAAACUUGCUUCCAAGAUGGGACGAGGAACUCCAUCCUAUCAACUUUUUAAACUUGGAUGAUACACUUUCCUAACUGAAAAAAAUAUAUUUUAAUAAUAUUAUGACAGAUGAGUAAAUCGAUUAGGAUGACUGAACGCUUAACAUUUCAUUCAGAGCAGUGCUCUGUCAGCUCCAGUGCUUAAGCUACACAUACUACAUUCAAAUCAUUGACAUGCCCAAAUGCCAUCAUGCCCAUCAUCAGCAAUGCCAACCAUGACUUCAGCAAUCUCUCAGUCAGCACAGACGACAGCAGUCUCGACCUGUUUUUCACGGAAAUUCCAGAGACAGAAACCAUCAAAGGUGUGUACUUUCAACGGGUCCAGCGACUACACGGCAUCUCCACCCUCAGAGAGGUCGACCACAGUAAACUAGCCCUCAUCAACGUCGGAGGGGAUCGCUACACAUUCCCCUGGAGCACACUGGAGGAAUUCCCACUCUCUCGUUUGGGACAGCUGCGUCAUUGCAGCAGUCCGGAUGAUAUCGCCCAGCUGUGUGACGACUACGAUGAGGCCCGGCGAGAGUAUUUUUUCGACCGCAGCUCAGUGGCCUUCCGGGUUAUCUUAAACUUCCUGGCUGCUGGGAAACUGAGGCUGCUGCGGCAGUUGUGUGCCGUGUCUCUGUCUGAUGAACUCGCCUAUUGGGGCAUCGACCCCGUUCACAUGGAGCGCUGCUGCCGACGCAAGAUGUUGUCCCGUGUGGAGGAAGUGGGAGAGAAGAAAAAGAGGGAGGAAGAGAGGAGACAGAGGAGGCUAGCUCUUCAAAGGCCUAUAGCACAAGAGAAGGGCUACAUCGGGCUCAUGAGGCGGCUGCAGGAAAUAGUGGAAAACCCUCAUUCUGGCUGGCCUGGGAAGAUUUUUGCAUGCUUCUCAGUUGUCAUGAUUGCCGUGACAGUUAUCAGCUUGUGUAUCAGCACCAUUCCUGAUCACGAUAACAGGGGUGAAUGCUCGGAAAAGUGUCGCAACAUAUUCAUUGUGGAAACAGUGUGCGUGGCCUGGUUCUCCAUGGAGUUCCUGUUGCGUUUCCUGCAGGCUCAAAGCAAACUGCAGUUUGUUCGAAAUCCACUUAAUAUCAUAGAUGUCAUAGCCAUCCUACCAUACUACAUUUCUCUGGUUGUCGAUAGCGAAGAUGAAUCUGAUGAAGCCGUGCUUCACGGCAGUGCCGGGACAAGUCGCGGAUAUUUAGAUAAGCUGGGUUUAAUUCUGCGGGUCAUGCGGGCCCUUCGGAUCCUGUACGUGAUGCGACUGGCGCGACACUCGCUGGGCCUUCAGACACUGGGUCUUACGAUGCAGCGAAGCAUGCGAGAGUUUGGACUCCUGCUACUCUUCCUCUGCGUGGCUGUGGCUCUAUUCUCGCCUCUCGUCCACUUGGCGGAGAAAGAGUUCACGAAGGGCAAGGUCACUGGCCCCCACAGCUUUAGCAGCAUUCCUUCUUCCUAUUGGUGGGCUAUCAUAUCAAUGACGACAGUUGGCUACGGUGAUAUGGUACCGCACAGUAUACCUGGCCAGGUUGUGGCCUUUAGCAGCAUUCUGAGUGGUAUUCUCAUAAUGGCUUUUCCAGCUACAUCUAUCUUCCACGUGUUUUCUCGUUCGUAUCACGAGCUGAAGCGUGAACAUGAAAUGAUUUGUAAAGAAGAGCGAGUGGCCACCCUGGAUGCCAGUGCAAAAGAAGACGCCCAGAGAUGGUUGGAGAAACACUCUUUUACUUUGGCCAACAGUAAAGGUCUAUGCAUGGGCAAUGGCACAAUUGCAGGUCCGCCAACCCUCACAGCUACUGCAUGCUGCAAUGACAUCUGAUCCAUCGUUACAUAUCGCUGCAGACAUUUUCUUCAUGUGAUUUUAAAUCUGUUGGAAUGUUAUUUCUGAAAUACAUCAAUAAAAGAAGUAUCUGUAUCAUUAAAAUUUAA
Molecule: messenger RNA, 2088 nt
Organism: Ctenopharyngodon idella (grass carp)
Lineage: Eukaryota; Metazoa; Chordata; Actinopteri; Cypriniformes; Xenocyprididae
Gene: kcng4b
Product: potassium voltage-gated channel, subfamily G, member 4b
Exons: 3
Coding region: 374-1978 (534 amino acids)
Biological process (GO): protein homooligomerization; potassium ion transmembrane transport
Cellular component (GO): voltage-gated potassium channel complex; membrane
Molecular function (GO): delayed rectifier potassium channel activity
Source: RefSeq, a predicted model, not a curated record